GGCUCAUCACUAGGGGGAGGGGCUUCAUGUUCCUAGAAUACGAGUUGUUCUUCUGACAACGCCCCGCCCCCCAUAGAGUGCGACACAAAGAGGGCGGAGUUUCACCUUACCGUAGUCUAAAUGAGAAGAGGGCGGAGUUUUUGAGUAUGGCAGCAGGCUGACCUCGCCCCGCCCCUUUCACCUCUACAUCCCCGGGGAGGACGGGGCGGGGCUUCGUGCGGCUAGUUUAUCAGGGAGAGGUUCGGUGCUCGUAGUCUUCAUCUCUGCAGCCAUGGCGUAUCCAGGAGCGGGCGGCGGUUACUACCCACAGCCGGGGUAUGGCGGUCCUCCAGGGGGUGCGUACCAACAGCAGGAUCCCAUGUAUGGCUAUUUUUUAGCUGUUGCAGGCCAAGACGGACAGAUAGACGCUGAGGAGCUGCAGAGAUGCCUGACACAAGCCGGAAUGUCUGGAGGAUAUAAACCUUUUAACUUGGAAACCUGCAGACUUAUGAUCGCCAUGCUGGAUAGGGACAUGUCGGGCAAGAUGGGCUUCAAUGAGUUUAAGGAACUAGGGAUGGCAUUGAAUGGCUGGAAGCAGAACUUCAUGUCCUUUGAUGGAGACAGGAGCGGCACAGUCGAUGGAAUGGAGCUUCAGCGCGCAUUGGGGACUAUGGGAUACAGGCUGAGCCCCCAAGCAUUGAAUGUGAUUGUCCAAAGAUACAGCACCCAUGGAAGGAUAACGUUUGAUGACUACAUCGCUUGUUGUGUAAAGAUUCGAGCGCUGACAGAUACCUUCAGAAGACGAGAUGCUGCCCAGCAGGGGAUAGUGAAUUUCCAGUAUGAUGAUUUCAUUAUGAGCGUCAUGAGCCUCUGAUAAUGUGAACCCCCCCGGACAGGGAUCAAUGACACUUUGCCUGUAACCAGCUCCGUUCUAUUUUUAAUCCUGGAUAUCUACUAGCAUGUGUAUAUGGAACAUCCUGUGUGUUUUGUAACUAAUUUUUUUUUUUUUUUUGUAUUAAAUGCAAAAAUGUAUAGAGGCAAAAA
Messenger RNA from Hyla sarda, 1023 nucleotides. It is a transcript of the gene SRI, whose product is annotated as sorcin. Gene Ontology annotation, molecular function: calcium ion binding. NCBI's taxonomy places the organism in Eukaryota, Metazoa, Chordata, Amphibia, Anura, Hylidae. The transcript has 8 exons. The coding region runs from base 272 to 853 and encodes 193 amino acids. The record is from RefSeq and is a predicted model, not a curated record.